UGUAACAGGUUGCACCCCUCUCUUUACUCCCUUUCUUAUAUCAAGAGGGGAAAAACACGGAACUACCUCUACCCGAUCUGGUCCCCAUACGCCUAUUACCUUUACUGCUACAAAUACCGGAUCAGCCUCCGGGAGAAGAUGCUGCCUUUUUAUAAAAGCAUCACUUAUAGGGAACAGGAGGACCUAACACUCCGGCCCCGUUGCUGCCUUCAGUGCUCCGAGUCCCCAGUAGGCCUCCAGGGGGGCAGAAGCACCGAGCAGGGUAACUACGACCAGCUUAAAGAACUGUACUCGGCUGGGAACCUGACGGUGCUAUCUACUGACCCCCUGCUCCACCAGAACCCAGUGCAGUUAGACUUCCACUUUCGCCUCACCCCCCAGACUUCUGCCCAUUGGCAUGGCCUUCUCUGUGACCAUCAACUUUUCCUGGAUAUCCCAUAUCGGGCCUUGGAUCAAGGCAACCGGGAAAGUUUGACCGCAACACUGGAGUACGUGGAGGAGAAGACCAAUGUCGACUCUGUGUUUGUGAAUUUCCAAACUGAUCGGAAUGAUAAAGGUGCCCUGCUACGGGCCUUCAGCUACAUGGGCUUUGAAGUGGUCAAACCAGAUCACCCUGCCCUCCCUCCCUGGGAAAAUGUCAUCUUUAUGGUGUAUCCCCUUGAAAGGGACCUUGGCCCCUCACCCAGUGAACCUCCCUGA
Choloepus didactylus (southern two-toed sloth) is the source of this 699-nucleotide messenger RNA. It is a transcript of the gene OAZ3, whose product is annotated as ornithine decarboxylase antizyme 3. Gene Ontology annotation, molecular function: ornithine decarboxylase inhibitor activity. Gene Ontology annotation, cellular component: nucleus; cytoplasm. The record is from RefSeq and is a predicted model, not a curated record. Gene Ontology annotation, biological process: positive regulation of protein catabolic process. Lineage: Eukaryota; Metazoa; Chordata; Mammalia; Pilosa; Megalonychidae.